This is a messenger RNA of Stomoxys calcitrans (stable fly), 873 nucleotides long. RefSeq lists its product as uncharacterized. The transcript has a single exon. The coding region runs from base 1 to 873 and encodes 290 amino acids. Gene Ontology annotation, biological process: DNA integration. Lineage: Eukaryota; Metazoa; Arthropoda; Insecta; Diptera; Muscidae. Gene Ontology annotation, molecular function: nucleic acid binding. The record is from RefSeq and is a predicted model, not a curated record.
AUGCGACCACCAAUGGGUAACCCAACGGUAACUAUACGCCCCUUCCAGCGACUUUACAUCGAUCUUUUAGGUCCAUACCCCCGCAGUCGAUCCGGUAACAUAAGUUUCCUGAUAGUACUAGAUCAUCUUACCAAGUUUCAUUGGUUAUGCCAAUUGAAAUCCUUCACAUCGAAAAACAUCAUUAGGUAUCUUGAAAGUAACGUUUUCCAUAUUUACGGAGUACCGGAGAUUGUCGUUAGUGACAACGGUACACAGUUUCGAGCCAACGAUUUCAAUAAAUUUUUGACUUCUUACGGGGUGAAACAUAUUUAUACGGCUCUAUAUUCGCCACAGAGUAAUGCCUCUAAGCGCGUUAAUCACUCCCUUAUUGCCGGCAUCAGGGCAUAUUUGGGUAAAGACCACCGUUGUUGGGACGAAACAAUUAGUGCCAUUAGUUGUUCUCUUAGGAACUCGUUUCAUGAAUCCAUAAGUAGCUCUCCUUAUCAUGAUGUCUUGGGAAUGGAUAUGAUAACUCAUGCCUCUUCGUAUCCACUAUUACGGAAUUUGACCCUUUUGGACGAGCCCUUUUCACUUUCAAAGGACGACCGCAUGCAACUUUGCCGACGGGAUCUGCGUCAGAGGAUAAGGGAAUCUUACGAAAGAAAUAGACGACAGUACGAUCUUAGAUCGAGACCACAGACUUUCCAGGUGGGUCAGGAAGUGUAUAGACGAAACUUUGCCCAAAGUUCGGCGGAGAAGAACUUUAGCGCAAAACUUUCACCGAUGUUCAUUAAGGCUAGAGUGCGGAAGAAGUGUGGAAAUAACUAUUACAUUCUCGAAAACCUGCAGGGAAAACUUGACGGCAUAUAUCACGCUAAGGACAUUAGACCUUGA